Messenger RNA from Gadus chalcogrammus (walleye pollock), 6478 nucleotides. RefSeq lists its product as uncharacterized. The record is from RefSeq and is a predicted model, not a curated record. NCBI's taxonomy places the organism in Eukaryota, Metazoa, Chordata, Actinopteri, Gadiformes, Gadidae. The coding region runs from base 1297 to 2502 and encodes 401 amino acids. The transcript has 2 exons.
UUGUUGAGGUUGACGUUCCACCUUGUCGUAAGGUGGGUAACGGGGUUAUUCUUAAUAGAGCUAAUUUUCCACCUGGUAGAGAGGGUCUUUCCCCCCCCCCCUUCAUAGUAAAUAGAACAGGUGGACGAAGGAGUUUAAUUUGUUGAGGGUAAUAUUCCACCUAGUUAUAUAGGUUGUCAACGGAGUUAUUCUUAAUAGAGCUGAUUUUCCGCCUGGCCAAGGGGGUCUCCCCUUCCCUUGUUUAUGAAGGUUAUUAUUGAAGUUAUAUUUUGUCAUGGAGUAAUUUGGUUCUUGAUAAAAGCUUUGUCCUAGGAAAAACGUUUUUCCCCUUUCCCCCCCCCCCCCUAUAGUAUAGUGCAGGUGUGGCAGAGGAGCUAUAUUUGUCGAGGGUAAUAUUCCACCUAGUUGUAUAGGUUGGCAACGGAGUCAUUCUCUGAUAUAGCAUACUUUCGACCUGGUAAAAAAGGUAACCCCUCCCCCUAUUAAUGAAGGUUGGCAACGGAGUUAUUUUUUUCAUGGAGUAAUUACAUUUUUGAUAAGAAAUAAUAUUCCACCUAGUGAUAAAAUGGUUGGCCCCCUAAAGUAUUGAAACAGGUUGGUGAGGGAGUUAUAUUUGUUGAGGGAAAUAUUCCACCUAGUUAUAUAGGUUGUCAACGGAGUUAUACUUAAUAUAGCUUUUUUCCCACCUGGUAAUAAAAGGGUUGCCCAUUCCCUAGUUAGAUAAAGCAGGUUGUCAACGGAGUUAUUUCUCGUCAUGAGUAAUUUGAUUUGUGAUAAGAAAUAAUAUUCCACCUGGUAAAACGGGUUAACCCCCGGAGCGUAAAUAAGAUUAAGUAUAGUUAGUUUGAUAAGAGAGUAAUUCUAGUCAAAGAUAAAAAUCCAUUAAUAAAGAGGCAACCUGAGUUAAAUAAAUAAAAGUCCACUUAGAAGUUUCAAUAAGAGAAAGUAAAAUAAGUUAUCUUAUCUGAAAACAAAAUCCCACCUAAAUAUAGAUUAGGUUAAAAAAAGGAGGUAACCUGUGUUAAAAGUAAAAAUUCCCCCUAAAAUUUUCGAUAUAAAAAAUAAAAUAAAUAAAAAUAAAAACAUGAGCAGAACGGCUGCCUCUGAGAUAGGGGAGCGAGAUGUCGAGAUAGAUACCCUGGAAGACGGGGAGAUCUCGGGAGGAUAUGAUGAGCCUCAGGGAGAACCUGGACAUGAAGGACAGUGGAGAGCAUCAACGCCACGCGCCCUUUCCCCGGUGCCCCCCCGAAGAAACUCCCAGGUGAUAGAGAGACCUGGGUCCGUGGUACCAGGGCCAUGGGCGCCCUCAGAUUUCAUAAGAGGACCAUGGCAGGAGGGACAGGUGACCAUAUACCAGAGCGACCUGUGGAGCUGUCCUCUGCCCCGAGAACCAGGAGAAAAGGUUUACGUGUUGAAUCCCACCAAUCCAAAUCUCAUGAUUCGCGUGCCGCUCGAGCACUGAGGGAUAGAUUCCCCACAUUAACGGAUAGAUUUACUCAGGAUCAAAGGCUAAAUAACCGGCUACCAUUCCACACCCCAUCAGCCCACCUACAAACAAACAAGGAGCAUGGACUGGUGGGAAUAGUGCAUUGCUGCUACCUCCCCAGGCAGGGGCACCAGACGGUCAAAGACCAACAGGCGGUGCUAGAGGAAGUGAUGAACCUGGGAAUACAGACGGUACUCGAUAUGGGAGAACCCCCCCCAAUCAGGAUUGUCCUGCCAGUGUUUGGAGGUGGUGGUUUCCAAUAUGAAACACAUGCGUUUACCUUGGCCUUCCAUAGACUGAUCUGGGCAAACCCCACCAUUCGCUUCACUUUGGUGACCCACUCGGUAGAAGAGUAUGAAGAAUUGACGGAACAGUUGACAGAUCGAGUAACUCUCUACCAACCCCGGAAUAGAGGGACCCCCCAAACCGAAUUAAUCUACGGGCCACAAAGAAGAGAGCCAACACAACCGGGGGCCCCACCGGCCCAGGGGACCCAGGUUUUUGACCAAUACAGGCCCCCCGCAUAUAACUAUGGGGGUUCGGAACUGGUGGGGCCACACCAUCUGGCCUUCUGGGUUAACCCGGGACAGGACCAUGCUCCAGUACUAUAUCCCACACUAAUGGACAUGGCCACCCCAGAUCUAAAUCCGGCUCCAAUAAUAGUACGGCCAAUCCCAGUUAGGGGACUGAUCAACCCUAACCGUGGAAGAGACCCCAUGCAUAGUCAGGUGCAGAGGGCUCAUGACCUAUACCCGGUACCAGACUAUCGGUAUCCCGAACCCCGCCGGCAACAAAGAGAAGAGAGUCACACACUCCCAUCUCAUAAACACCCAGAAUGGUCCCACAGAUCCCUGAAGGCACAAAAGGAGGAACCCCCUACCCGGAAUCAAAAUUCCACCAAGGAACAAUCAAAGUCAACGAGCAAAGAAAGACCACAACCACCCUUCUUAGAAGAAGGACAGCGGAAAUUAACAAUACCAUAUAUACUAAUACUAAUAAAACUAAUAAUAAAUUAAUGAGAAUUUAAUUGUUUUUGUUCAUAAAUUAUUAUUUUUGUGACUGAAGAUUAAAUAUAAUCAUGGUAUAUACAAUUUGGUAAAGUUUGAUAAAAAAGCAGCGAAGAUUGAUAAUACUAAUAAUGAAUGUAAAAAUGGAGUAUUGAAUGAAAUUGCGGUGAUAAUACGGAGGGAAUAUUUGGACGUCGGAGGUAUAAAUUAGCAAUUGUAGAAAUGACUUGCGGUCAUAAAAAUCAUUUAUCUGGAAAAAGUUGUUAUAUGCGAACAUGAUGUAUCUGCCUUGCCCCCCCCUCUCUCACGAUCAGCCUCACCAUGUUGUAUGUUGCUCUGCUGUAAACCCGGGGGGACUGGGAGGAGCCUAUCAAUUUCGCUCCCGCUUUAAUGGGAGGAUGAUGGGAACUAGUUCCACAUUUUUUAGUUGAAGCGGAUCGCGAAACAAUAACUCUUGGACACACCUAAACCCUGUUUUUCAGAUGGCAGGGGCGAGCAGAUCACACGGCACCACCACCAAGUGGUCAGAGAGCCCCCUUUAUGAGGGCCACAUUCAGAGUUUAGAGAACUAAACUUCAACAGAUACACAUGUGACACCAGGAACAUGUGUGAAGUGCAAUACCAAAUGUUUUCUCCCUGUAUGGACAGGGUUGAAGAAAGAUAAAAAAUACAGCAAGGAUGUAGCCAACCUGCAAGACCCAGAGGUUGUUAACGGCUAUGUACACGGAGCAAAAGGUUCCCCAAGAGCAGGGAUGGGCAACUUUCAUGAUAAAGAGGGCCACAUUUUUUAUCAGAACCAUCGGAGGGCCACAUGACUGCACACUUCAACUAAACGUGAGCUGAGAGAAGCUACAUAAUUUUGAAUUUGGUAGAUGAUUUCCUGUAUUCUGGUGCAUUUUGGCGAUGGCCACUACCUAAAAAAUCGUCCAGAAUCAUAACCUAUGUACGGUAUGUUAAUUGAACCAACAUACAUUAAUUUCAUGUUUUCCAUGCUCAAACAGCCACAUGAAUGGUCAGUAUUUUUAUCAGUGCAAAGGGCUCACAUACAUCAUCAUUCAAUGAAGUCAAAAAACUGAAAAACAGUGGCCCAACAUUAAGUGCAACAACUCAAUGAACUCAAACCCAACAAACAGUUGUAGUAGUUGUAGUGGCGACUUAAGUGGAUCUUUAAUGACUGAUAUCGCUUCUAAGCAAACUAGACGCAUGGGUUUGCCUUUGAAUUCUAUGAAUUCUUCUCAUCUUUCUUGAACGAGUUUUCUGUAACUCGAUCAAUUAUUAUUAUUAUUAUUAUUAUAAUAUAUAUACAGGGUUUUUUCUAAACAAGGGAACAGGGGCGCUGCGCCCCGAUACUCCCGGCGUGCGCCAUCCUACCGAAAUGCCGACUGAACCUGUCAGACUUGGAUCUGUACUUACAUGCUGCUGUACAACAUACACUAUUUCUCAAAACGAUCUUUUCUCCGCGAAAAUAUCCCAACACCACCACCUGACAAUGUGUCUGAUCCUCAAAUAACUUAUAAUUACUCCAAAAAUAUUCCGAUCCGAAUUGGAGUUUCCCAGACCGAGUCGACAUGCUAACGUUAAAGUUAUUAGCAGCUAGCUAGCUAGCUACUAUGUAUUUGAAUGGGUUUUUGGUCUAGGCGCUAAGAUGCUAAGCAAGUAUACAAGACCAUUCCAGUUCUCUCUGCACAAAGCGGUUUCAAUGAACGACAGAAAUAGUGUUGAUCAAGAGUUUUGCGAGAGCAAAACGAACAGUCAAACAGGGUUCCCUGUUAACAGGGAACCCGUAGCAGGGAACUAAAUGGCAGCUGCACGGCCGAAUUAGCCCAAUAAAAGUGUAGUAACCCAGAGAACCAGCUACAACAUAGUUUUCAUCCAAACGAGCCGUCUUUAGCGAACGGUGAAUUGCAUUGGCUUCUACGAGCAGUCGGCUUUCAGCCGCGAGCUUAGGGACCGUCUGCAAAGUGCAAAACUGAAUUGCAUUGGCUUCUACGAGCAGUCGGCUUUCAGCCGCGAGCUUAGGGACCGUCUGCAAAGUGCAAAACUGAAAACGACAACAAUAGUAACAUUUCUAUAGCGUCGCCAUUAUUGACUCUAGAGCCCCAAAACUUGUUCCAUAGAGGCAUGGCACAGGAGGUCUACCAUGACUAACGCUACCCUGAACCACCUCCUCAGGAUCAGUAUUGAGGGGCCUGCAAUUGAUCAAUUUGAUUUUGACAAGGCAGUGAGCCGUUGGGGCAGUCUCAGGAACAGACGGCUGCUGUUGUGAUUUGUCCUACUUAAUAAAAGUUUAGCCAAUAUUUUUGAAAUUUGUCGUGUUUAUUUACAGGGUAAAGUUGUACAAGUCUACCAAAAGUUGAUAGUAUUUUAGUUUUUCAGGAUGACCACAAGAGCUAGAAUUUCUCUCUAAGAUAGCCUCAGAAUGUACCAUUUAAUCAUUAUUUUUUCAAAGGCUUCGCGCCGUGGAAGGGGGAGACCCCCCUUUCACACCAUCCCCCGCCUCGGUCGCGUUGCUCCCUCGGCUUUGCGCAGGGGUCUGCUCCCUGCUACUUUUUUUUUCUAGAAAAACCCCUGAUAUAUGUAUUUAUUUUUUUAAUUUAUUUUUUUUAAUUAUGUGCGGGCUGAGUUGGGCAGGGAUGGGCCGCCAGUUGCCCAUCCCUGCCCAAGAGGAACCACAUGAACCUGCUGGGGGUCACUGCAGCUCCACAUUGGUGGAGCUGCCCUGACAACAGCAGGUGACGUCACACAAAGCAUAAUAUACACCAUAGGAGGUUGGAUUUGGCCAUUAAUAAAGACCCUACUGAUAUGGUGUGGUUACGGCUUGCUGGGCCUUUUAUGCUUAGGGGUCAUAUACUAUAUGAUCAAAAUAGGCCUUGGGCAACUUGUAAGAAAUUUUUGUAGCAAACAAUCGUCCAAUGUAAAGAAGCAGGAGGGGAGUAAUGCGUGAAGUAGGCCGGCCUAUACCACAUGAUUUUAUUUUAACAAACAGACCAACACAUAUAGACUCACAAGAGACAAGAAUCAAGCUGCAGCCAAGUCCUACAGAUUCUACCUUCACUCCACACCGAGCCCAGACAGAAGCAAAACUUGAGCAGCCCGGAAAUCCUGAUAGAAUAUGGCAAGCAAUAUGACCUCGACACCAAUGGAGGGAGCAAACUAUUGCACCCCGGGAGAGUCCGAGAUCACUGGCUUAACCCAGCCCAUACAGCCAGAUGGAUCUCCGGAAACCCCCAGACCAGAGACAGGAGGAAUGACUGAAAACAAUAGCGGACCAGCUAGAGCUACGGCAGACACGGAGGUGGCUGGUAUAGUAGAAGGCAUGUCCAACGUUGUAAUCACUUAUUCUUUCGAAGAAUGGCCCACAUUAGGUGGGCCACAGAUAACCCCCACGACAGUCUCGUUGUGGAAAUACAAGACACGUCAAAGAACCGACAAGAAACACUUGUGUUACAGUGUGUGUAUUCACACACACACAUGUGGCGCUCGCACGGUCGAGUCUCAUUGGCGGGCCAACGUCUCUGGGCGGGCCAGGCAGAGUAAGGGGAGGAGCUGAGAUUCCUGAUGACGUCAUGAGCACAGACAUUCCAAAUCGGCGCGCUUGAGCCUCCGUUUUUUCAAAGGCGAGCAGAACAGCUAGUGCUAGUUUUACACCAAACGCAAGUUUUAGCCACUGGGGGACCAUAGGCAGGCUAGGGGAACUCAUAUUUAUGUUAGAAAACCUCCCAAAGUGAGAUUUUCAUGUCAUGGGACCUUUAAAGACGAUGUAUUAUUAAUCUACGAGUCCCUCCUAAACCUUUACACUCGUAAAAGUCCCCACCAGCCCCCUCCAGGCCCAGUCUGACACCCCGUCCCCUCACUGGCCUUCCAUCUCUCUCUCUCUCCAACCCCGUCUCUCUCCGCUUCUCCUCCUCCACUGUCUUAAUGAACCCCCCACCACCAAUCUUCCUCCAGCAAAACCUCCUCGUAAAGACCAACCCCCAGCCUCUCC